Choloepus didactylus (southern two-toed sloth) is the source of this 1088-nucleotide messenger RNA. RefSeq names its product acylphosphatase 2 (gene ACYP2). The transcript is spliced from 4 exons. The record is from RefSeq and is a predicted model, not a curated record. Bases 211 to 594 code for a protein of 127 amino acids. Gene Ontology annotation, molecular function: acylphosphatase activity. Lineage: Eukaryota; Metazoa; Chordata; Mammalia; Pilosa; Megalonychidae.
GGAAGCUGUGUUUCCACAGCCGGUGCGGCCAGUGGACAGCGGGCAGGGAAAGGAGGCCUCGCACGCCUGGCGCCGAGCGGCCCCUUCCCCCUUCAUGUCCCGGGCUGCCCUCGCUCCGGGUUCUGCCGUUUCAUUUGCCGCCUUCCAACGCGUGACCCAGCGCGCUCGCGUCCCGAACCGAAGGCACCGCAGGGUACGCCAAGCGGCUCCAUGUGCCCCCUCCCUCUCGCGGCCGCCGCAGUAGCCGCGGCCCAAACCCCGCUCAGGCUCCUCAACAGAGGGCUCGCCGCCACCAUGUCGACCGCCAGGCCGCUCAAAUCCGUGGACUACGAGGUAUUCGGGAACGUGCAGGGCGUUUGUUUCAGAAUGUACACAGAAGAUGAAGCUAGGAAAAUAGGAGUGGUCGGCUGGGUGAAGAAUACCAGCAGAGGCACUGUGACAGGUCAAGUGCAAGGCCCCGAAGAAAAAGUCAAUUCCAUGAAGUCGUGGCUGAGCAAGGUUGGGAGUCCCAGUUCUCGCAUUGACCGCACGGACUUUUCUAAUGAAAAAACCAUCUCUAAACUUGAAUACACUAAUUUUAGUGUUAGAUACUAAUCGAAAAAGGAAUAAGGAUUGUAAUGCUUACACUGUACAAUAGAUACCAUAUAUUGUUAAAACUAUAAACUUAAAAGACUAAUAGCAGCUGAGUAGGGUGAAAAAAGGGAUCUUUCUUUUCUGAGAGCUACAGAAUUAUAAAUGUUACUAAAAAUGUCUGGCACUGAAAUAAUUUUACUCAACUAUGUUUUUUAAAAGCAAAAUCUUAGUAUUCUAAAAUAAGAAAAUGUCAUUACAAAAUAUUUAACAUGAAUAUCCAGUUUGAAAUUGUCUCAUGGAAUCUUUAAUUUCAAUGAACAUUACAGCAUCCAUGUUACUUAGCUAGAUAUAAAGUAAUAAAGAUAAACAUUUAAUAAGUUUUAAGUACUGUUGUCUGCAUUGAAUUCUAAAACCUUCUGAAUAAUAAUUUGAGUAACAUUAUUAAAGUUGAAUUGUCUGUUAUUAAAGUCUUUAAAAAGAAUCAGAAAUAAUUGUAUGUGAUGAUCAAUAAAAUC